CUUGGAACCCUGUUCAGCUUUUGUCUUCAUUCUUUUUGCUUGCUGCAGGAGGUUUUCUCAGAUUCACCUCCAUAUUUAUAGCCUGUUUCAGAAGACAAAUGAAUUAAAAGAGGUUGAAUUCGAGAUGAGUUUCCAGGCUUUUGUCAAGUUUGCAUUGAUAUGCUUUGAUGCUCUUGCAUGGCCUCUCUUUGCUUUGGGUUAUCCAUUACGUGCUUCUAUUCUUGCAAUUGAGGAUAAUUCGAUCACUGACACCAAGAAAUUGGUCACCUACUGGGUUAUCUUCUCACUUAUUUCCCUGUUUGAACAUGCUUUCAUGGGCAUGCUUCAAUGGCUACCAUUCUGGCCGUACAUGAAGCUAACGAUCGUCUGCUGGAUGAUGAUACCACGGUUCGAUGGUGCUUUUUAUGUCUAUAACCACUUUAUUCACCCAUGUCUUUAUAUAGACAUGCAAACUAUCAUUAAUUGGUUCAAGAAGCAGCAGGAGUUCGUUUUGAAGGACAAUUUUCUGGCUGAGGCAGAUAGAUAUGUUAAGGCACAUGGACCUGAAGCUUUGGAGAAACUUAUUGCUAGCAAGGGCACAGAGCCUAGCAUAUUGCAGAAAGACAUAAAACCUGUACAAGUAACGGAGAAAAGGGAAGUUGCUCCAGUGAACUUGGUUCCUGAAACAGAGCCCAAUAAUGCUCUGACAGUGAACAAUAUUAUUACAGGUCCCAGAAUCAAGGAAGCAGCAGUUUGCCAUCCUCCUGAGAUACCUUCAGAAAAGCAAGUUCAGAAGGAGUGGACCUGUGCUAUGUGUCAAGUGACAACCACAAGUGAGAAAACCUUGAAUAGCCAUCUCCAAGGAAGACGACAUAGGAAUGCUUCUGAGGAGCUAAUGAAGGCAAAGAAUCAGCCUUCCAAAGGCAAAGUUUCUUUUGCUUCAGUGGUUUGGGAUAAGAAUUCUGAUCUUCCCCAUAAUGAACCUCAGAUACAUGCUUCCAGCACUAGUAUUCAGGCAAGCCAAAAGAUGCAGCAAACCUCAGUGUCUAAGAACUAUGAUCUUCCCAGAAGUAAUACAUCCACAUCCAGCAAAGCGGUGAAUCCUGAAGCAGGGACAAGCAAAUCUAAUCUGCCCAAAGAGGAACCAAAGAAAUCAUUACCAAACAAAACGGCAGGAAAUAAAGAAAAACCAAGUGAAAAGGUACAAGGCGAGCAGCAGGCUCAGAAGAAAGAUGCUGAAAUUAAAAUUCCUCAAUUUUGGUGCACCAUUUGUAAAAUAAGAUGCAAUAGUUCAGAAGACUUGAACUGUCACCUUUGGGGAAGGAAACACUUAGCCCGGAUUCAACAACUGGAUAGUCUUGGACGAGGCAAGCUUGCUUGAGUUACUGGUGUCGUUUGUGUACUUAAUCUUGAAAUCUCCACCGAUGUAUCGUUUAGAAAGCUAACCAUGAGACGAUGUCUCUAUCUUAACGGUUUUUCUUUAUCCCAGGGCUUUCUUAGUUUUCAGCAUGUAAUGCAGAAAUUGAUCGUAUCGCCUAAAAAGGUUAGCUUGGUAAUGUAGUGGAUUGUUUCUGAGUUUUCUUGUUACACAAAUCAUCCUCUUGCAUGUAAUUGAUCUGAUCCAUCAGUCUGUGAAUGAUAAACCAAAUAAGUAAAACAAAUUAGUUUUGAAAACAUUAAAUCGCAAAUCGAUUCGUGAAAGAUCUGCUUUUACGAUUUAGAUAUGUAUGAUAAUCAUGAUGUUACUCUGGGCGAUAAACUUCCAUUGUUUCAUGUG
This is a messenger RNA of Durio zibethinus, 1756 nucleotides long. RefSeq lists its product as uncharacterized. NCBI's taxonomy places the organism in Eukaryota, Viridiplantae, Streptophyta, Magnoliopsida, Malvales, Malvaceae. Gene Ontology annotation, molecular function: zinc ion binding; nucleic acid binding. The record is from RefSeq and is a predicted model, not a curated record.